Malania oleifera is the source of this 879-nucleotide messenger RNA. RefSeq lists its product as uncharacterized. The coding region runs from base 1 to 879 and encodes 292 amino acids. NCBI's taxonomy places the organism in Eukaryota, Viridiplantae, Streptophyta, Magnoliopsida, Santalales, Ximeniaceae. The transcript has a single exon. The record is from RefSeq and is a predicted model, not a curated record. Gene Ontology annotation, molecular function: nucleic acid binding; zinc ion binding.
AUGGCUGAGGUAGUGUGGACGAAUAGAGGACAAGACCGCUCUACAAAGGAGAUGGGUUGCUCCAUUGAUCAGUUCAUCAGAUUGAGGCCUUCGGCUUUUGUAGGAAGUGCAGAUCAAGUUCAUGUUGAGAAUUGGAUCCAGGAGAUCGAGAAUAUCCUGGAUGUCUUGAACUAUAUGGAGAAUCAGAAGGUCACCUUUGCCACGUUCAAGUUGGCAGGAGAGGCUGUGAGAUGGUGGGUGUCUGUAAAGAAGAUGGAGGAACUCCGACCGAUACCCAUAGCAUUGACGUGGGCCCGGUUCAAAGAGUUAUUCUUUGAAUGGUAUUUUCUGGCGACGGUCAGAAAUGUGAAGAUGGAAGAAUUCAUGAAUCUGACUCAGGAAUCGUUGACAGUGCAGCAAUACACUGCCAAAUUCCAAGAGUUGUCCCGAUUCGAUCCAUUCGUGAUACCAGAUGAAGUGAAGAAGGCGUGGAAGUUUCAGAGGGAUCUAAGGAAGGAGAUCUGUAGGCAGAUGACGAUUCUGCAGUUGCAGGACUUUGCUAUGUUGGUUGAUAAAGCCACGGUGGCAGAGAAGUGUUUGCUUGAGGACACAGAGGUCCAGGUUCUGAAGAAGAGGCUAGCGCCUCCUAGUUCUUCGUUUGGGGCAAAGCAAGGUAACUGGAAGAAGAAUAGUGGUAGUAUGUCUCAAAACACCGCACGUUUUCAACGUUGCCCUUUAUGUGGUAGGAGACACCCUGGGCAGUGUUGGUUGUUUACGGGGGCUUGUAUGCGGUGUGGUAAGCAAGGGCACCAGGUGAGAGACUGUGGGAUGCAGGGAAACAGUGGAGCCUCGCGGCAACCAUUCAGAGGGAAUGCUCAGGCACAGCAUGGUGGUCAAUAA